AUGUCUGGUUCAAAUACUCAAGUGUUCGCCCUCUCUCGUGUGACGUUGGCAUUAUUUGAAGAUUCGGGAUGGUACAAAGUGAAUUACGACAAGGCCGAAGAUAUGGAGUGGGGAAAAAAUCUCGGUUGCGCGUUCGCCACCAAGAGUUGCUUGACGUGGAUGAAGAUGAACCCAAGAAAUCCCUACCCAUUUUGCAAGAAAAGAAGGAGUGCUAGAUGUUCUCCUGCACGAUUAGAGCAGCGUGGGUGUAACCUUCUUCUGAUGAACAAAACUUUUCCGCCUCCGCCAGGUUUUUUGCCGGAAUACGACUACAAUUUAAAAAACCUGUACCAUGAUGAAAAAGGACAGCCAAUUUCUGGAUAUGGAUCUUCGACUAUAGCAGAUUUCUGUCCCUACUAUAUGAUUAUCUCACAUUCAUCACGCUGCUUUUCUAUGGAUGCAGCUUAUAAGGCAGACGAGUACGCCUCAAAUUUGGAACAGCUCCAUGCUGUCGGUUGUUUUGAGGUCUGUUUUGAAUGA
Messenger RNA from Haemonchus placei, 519 nucleotides. Lineage: Eukaryota; Metazoa; Nematoda; Chromadorea; Rhabditida; Trichostrongylidae. The record is from the annotation of a GenBank genome assembly.